AUGAGGCUGUUGGACCAGUUGCUUUAUGUGGUGGUAGCGGCGGCCGUGUUUUCCCUGCCGUGUCACGGAGAGGACAAGUGUGCAGGAGCUCCGGGGAUCCCCGGGACGCCAGGAGCGAAUGGGUUGCCUGGGAGAGAUGGAAGGGAUGGUAUGAAAGGAAACCCCGGACCACCAGGUCCUAUGGGACCCCCGAAUGGCUUGCCAGGAGCCCCUGGAAGAGAUGGACUUCCUGGUCCAGAAGGGGGAAAAGGGGAGCCAGGCGAGAAGGGAGACAGAGGAGAAACUGGACCACAAGGUCUUCCUGCUUCUCUUGACCCGGAAGUGCAGAAGGUCCUCAGACAUCUGAGGCAGAAAGUCCUACGUCUUGAAGGAGUCCUUGCUUUGGAAAGAAUGAUAACUAAAGUCGGAGACAAAAUACUUGCUACCGAUGGGAAAGAAGUGGAUUUUGAAACCACGCGCCAAACGUGUCUAAAUGCCGGGGGCUCGGUUGCAACCCCCCAGAACGAAGCAGAGAAUGAAGCCAUUCUGGGUAUCGUGAAAGAGAGAAAUCGAUACGCCUACCUGGGAAUGAAGGAGGGCCCAGUGCCAGGGGAAUUCCUUUAUUUGGACGAGUCAUCUCUGAACUAUACAAACUGGCGUCGCUAUGAACCAAAUGGCAACGGAGCGGAAAACUGUGUGGAGAUGUACACGGACGGCGGGUGGAAUGACAAAAAGUGCAACCAGUAUCGCCUCACCAUUUGUGAAUUCUAA
This is a messenger RNA of Gekko japonicus, 750 nucleotides long. RefSeq names its product pulmonary surfactant-associated protein A-like. Lineage: Eukaryota; Metazoa; Chordata; Lepidosauria; Squamata; Gekkonidae. The coding region runs from base 1 to 750 and encodes 249 amino acids. The record is from RefSeq and is a predicted model, not a curated record. Gene Ontology annotation, cellular component: multivesicular body; rough endoplasmic reticulum. The transcript has 4 exons.